Messenger RNA from Astyanax mexicanus (Mexican tetra), 3407 nucleotides. It is a transcript of the gene rassf8a, whose product is annotated as ras association domain-containing protein 8. Gene Ontology annotation, biological process: signal transduction. The transcript is spliced from 6 exons. Bases 498 to 1838 code for a protein of 446 amino acids. Lineage: Eukaryota; Metazoa; Chordata; Actinopteri; Characiformes; Acestrorhamphidae. The record is from RefSeq and is a predicted model, not a curated record.
AGGGGCUGUGGGGGUGUUUUCCCCUCUCGCUGCCUCUCUGAGCUGCUCGCAGUGAAAACUUCCCCCCCUGCGGGACAGAAAGAGAGAGAGACUAUCUGACUGCAGCGCUCCGCACUCCACUCUCACUCCAGCCGCUCCUCUGCUGCAGGAAACACUCCCAGCUUUUCUCCUCCUGCUGCUGCUGUAGAGCAGUUCAGACGGAUAUCCCGCUCCGGAUAGACAGAGAGAGAGAGAGCUGUGCUCUGUAGAAUGAACAGCGCGCUUUCUCCAGGAGAAAACUUCAGAGGAGGUCGCCAGCGGACAGUCCGAGCAGUCUGAGGAGGAGCAGAGCUGCGUGUUUACAGUAUUAAGAACAUCUCCACACUUUGACACCACAGUGGAACAUUUAGCUGCGACUGGAGAAGAUUGAACAUUGUCUGUGAGGGAGCCUACAGCUGCAGCCUACAGGAAUGAGGGAGCAGAGUUAAAGGCCCUGACCCUGCAGUGCCUGAGCCAGGAUGGAGCUGAAGGUGUGGGUGGAUGGAGUCCAGCGUGUGGUCUGUGGAGUCACCGAGGCCACCACCUGUCAGGAAGUGGUCAUUGCUCUGGCUCAGGCCAUCGGUCGAACCGGACGCUACACACUAGUCGAGAAAUGGAGGGAUUCUGAGCGCCACCUAGCCCCUCACGAGAGCCCGGUGGCCUCUUUGAACACUUGGGGUCAAUAUGCUGGUGAUGUUCAAUUCUUUCUUCACCGAACUGGUCCCUCUCUUAUGGAGCGCCCUCCGUCUGUGGGCCUGACCCAUCGGGGCCCCGAACGCGGCUUGUAUCGCCAGAGCCUCCCCAUAAUGGCCAAGCUUCGGGCCCCGGGGGACCGCUCACUUCUCCGCCGCCGUGAACCACGACGCAAGUCUUUGACCUUUACCGGAGGUCCGAGGGGCCUUAGGGACAUCCUGAGUGGUGGCAGGCUGGGGGACACUGAGGGCAAACGGCACAUUCUUCUGGUGAACAAUGGUCACCCAGUCCCCUCUAUGUCCCCUCGGUUAUCUGGGAGCCGUUUGGAGGACUUGAGCCGCCUGGUCCGGCUGCAGAGGGAGACACUGGCUGUUUUGGACCACAGGAUGGAGGCUUACGAAGCUGAACUUCAGAGGUGGAGCGAUAAAAGGGGAGCAAAUGACGAGGACUCGUGGGCUGUGGUGAUGGACGAGAUAGCUCAUCUAGAGCAGCGAAUGCGGAAGAACCAGGUGGAGGUGGAAGAGGAGGAGUUCUGGGCUAGUGAGCUGCAGAUCGAACGGGAAAGUGAGCGUCAGUUAGAGGAGCGACUACAGGAGUUGCGUGGCCGACUGCACGUCUGCGAUUCGGAGCUAGGUCAACAUCUGGCCUGCAUGCAGGGUGUGGAAGCCGGUCUGGAGGCUCAGCGGCUGCAGAAGGAGAUGAGGGAAACUCAGCAAGCAAGUGAGGGGGAGGUGAAGGCCAGGCUGCAGAGGGUGAAGGCUGAACUGAAGGCCCAGGCUCAACACACGACGCAGCUGGAUAGCAGCUGCAGGGCUGUGGAGAGAUCACUAACUCAGUCCAGCAAAAGAUUACAGGACAGUCAGUACGAGCUGGAGCAGCUGACGAAAGAGCUGAGGCAAGUGAACCUGCAGCAGUUCAUCCAGCAGACUGGCACUAAAGUGACCGUGCUGCCUGUGGAACCCAGCGAUGCAGAGGCCAGCCCCAUGGCUCAGGACUCGGGUACAGAUUUUGUUGCACUGACUGGUUCCUUGAAGCGGUCAGGCCCAUCUCAUGCAGUGGGGGUUAACCUGCGUGUACUACACAGCCCCAUCACCGCUGCUCUGAACCCGGAGGGCAUCUAUGUCUGAAGAAAACCACCUUCACAAUUUCAGAGAAACUCUAGAAUAGGUCCAUGUAUCUCAACUCUGAGUGUGAAGCAAAGUAUUGGACAGUAUAGCUACCGUCAGUAUUUUGAGAGGGAUUAAUGGGAAGUAAAUUAUUGUUUGAGACCAAUAAGGUGCAAGGUUGGGGAGCAGACUGAGCAGCAUAGCUGUACAUUCACCAAGCACUUUAAUAUCAACACCUGUACUCCUAAUUAUUUAUCUAACCAAGCGAAUCAUGUGGAAGCAGUGUAACGAAGAAAAAUCAGCAAACACUCAAAUCCUGCAGAGAGAGAUCAGAAGAGAAUAGCCACACUGGUUCAGGGGAAAGACAGGCUAUGAUAUUUCAGAUAUCCACUCUGUACAGUUGUGCUGAGCAGAUAAGUAUCUUGGAAUGUACAGUACAUCCAAACUUGAGGCAGAUGGGCUACAACAGUGGAAGACCAUUUAAAAAAAUGAAUCUUACUGAGCUAUGAACAGAAAGCUGAAGUUGCAGUGGGCAAAGACUUACCAAACACCAAAACCCAACAGUUCAAGAUUGGAAAAACACGGCCUGGUCUGAUGAAUCUUGAUUUCUGCUAAGGCACAGAUUGUAGGGUCAGAAUUUAACACUACAGCAUGGAUCCAUUGACACAAUCUGCCAUGUGGGGCAGUGAAGGCUUAUUGGUUUGAUCACCUUAUUAUUGUUGACAAGGUUACGGGUUCAAUACCCAGGUUUGACAAACUGGCACAGUUGGGUCCUUAAGCAAGGCCCUGGCUGCCACCUGCUCCGGGCAUGUGUCCUCACUAUUGUGUAUGUGUGUUCACGACACACAUGGGCAAAAAAGGAUAAAAAUACCUUUUGGGUCCAACACAAAUAUGGUGAAUAUGCUUCAGCAUGAUGGCGACACAAAGCAUAAGUCAUCUCUAAACUUGCUGAAUUAAACGGGAUUGCCUGCAUCAAAGUGUGUCUGAAGAUUUCGCAGGAUGAGGACCAAUGCAGUGUGAUGCAGUCUUGUUUUAUGGACAAGAUUCUAACAUCUUUUGGAGUACACCAUGCCACAAAGGCUAUUGUAAGUGUAACCUGUGGCUGUAGCCAUUAUUAGUAUACAAUGUGUUCUUAAUAAAAUGCUUGGUGAGUGUAUUAGUUGAUUAAGUAUUUGGAGAUAUUUUUCUGGCUAUGAUAUGGUAUUAGGUGUAAAUAUACCUCAACACAAGAACCGUCUGUUCUAUGCAGUGACUGUCACUGUAUGCAGAUCUUUACUGCCAGGCUAACAAGGAAAACUAGCAAAUGCUUAUUUUCAUGUGUAUGAAGUGAUGUUGACUAUGGAUGAAAUAGCCCUCAUGGGCUUGCAGGUGUGUAAGAAGGAUAACAGAUUUGGUAUGAAAUGUGAAUAUAUAUAUAUUUUAUUUUGUAUAGCUGUAAUUUAGCCACAAAGAGAUUUGGGCAAUGUGUCCUACACGGCCUUAUGAUUCUUGUGGCCUCAGUGUUUAUGCUGGAGUAUAUUGCCAGAGUUGAUUGAUUUCUUUAUCAUGGAGUAAAAGUUUUUUUUCUUUUUGCAAUGUUGAGCCAAAGAU